AUGCUCAACUUCGCUCUAAUGCCAAUCGCUUUGAUCUACCUUAUAUGUGCCAUAAUUGGAGUUAUCGGAAAUCUCAUCAUGGUUAUUGUUUUCGUCAAAGAACCGUGAGUCUUGGCGCGACAAUUCGGGUUACUGUAGAUUUUUUCGCGCGAAAAUUUGGAGCAUUUUGAUACUAAAUAAGGCUGGGUUUGAAAAAAUUUCGAAUUUUAUAUAGUUUUAAGGUUUGAUACUCAGUCAACCCUUGAGGUACGCAGCUAAAUUUAAACAUUUUCAAUUUGGCUGCGUACCUAAAGACGUUAGAUACUUAGCUAAUCCUCAAGGUACGCAGCCAAAUUUUGAUCUAAAAAUUCAAAUUUUCCAUAUAGUUCAAACGUUUGAUACUCAGUCAACCCUCGAGGUACGCUGCUAAAUUUGAACAUUUUUAAUUUGGCUGCGUACCUCUGGACAUUAGAUACUCAGCUAAUCCUCAGGGUACGCAGUCGAAUUUUGAUCUUAAAAUUCGAAUUUUCCAUAUAGUUUUAACGUUUGAUACUCAGUCAACCCUUAAGGUACGCAGCUAAAUUUAAACAUUUUCAAUUUGGCUGCGUACCUUGGGACAUUAGAUACUCAGUCAUCAAAAUUUCGAAAAACUAGGCAUAUUUGGUAUCAAAAUACUCCAAAUUUCGCGCCGAAAAAAUCUACAGUAACCCGAAUUCGCCACGUUUCAGCAAAUUCAAAUACCCGUGCAACUAUCUGAUCACUUUGAACUGUCUGGCUGACGCUUUUCACCUGGCCGGACAUUUUGUGUUCAAUUUUCAGAUUUUCACCGAUAGUAGGUUUUUUGGCGGGAAAAUUCGGGUUACUGUAGAUCAAAAAUCAAUUUUUUAAAGGCACAUGCUCACCCGCCACGUGUUAUUCCCUACUUUUUCUGACCGUUGUGGGUUACUGUAUCUCGGGACCAUUAUUGUUGGCCAUUGGAAUCGAUCGAUAUUUUAGCUGUAAAUUUCCGUUACUGUAAGUGGUACUGUAGGUUUUUUUCGAAAAAAAAAAUUUAGUUCCCAUGGGGGCUCGAACCCCUGACCUUUUGCUUGGUAAAUUUUGGCUUGAUUUUGAAAUUUCGAACAUUUUGAUAUCAAAUAAGCUGAAAAACAAAAAAUUAAAAAAAAAAUUGAUAGUUCCCAUGGGGGAUCGAACCCGUGACCUUUUUCUUGGUAAAUUUUGGCUAGAUUUUGAAAUUUGGAGCAUUUUGAUAUCAAAUAUGCCAAAAAAUAAAAAUUUUGAAAAAAAUUUGAUAGUUCCCAUGGGGGAUCGAACUUCUGACCUUUUUCUUGGAAAAUUUUGCGCGAAAAACUCCGAAUUCAAUUUUUUUCCAGCUACCGUACCUCACUGGAUCGCUCAAAUUGGUAUCUUCUGGCUCAAUUAGCGUUUCCCGUCGGAUUUUCAGCCGGAAUUUUGAUCUACGCUUGGGGUCUAAGGGAUUUUGACAAGUAGGUCAUUUUUGGCGGGAAAAUCUACAGUGAGAUUUUCCACGCGGCGAAAUUUGGAGCAUUUUGAUACCAAAUAUGCCUUGGCUGAGUAUCUAAUGUCCCAAGGUACGCAGUCAAAAAAUACACGCGCGCUGCGAUUUUAUAUUGACAAUUUUCGGCAGCAGAGAAAAAAGAGGGCGUGGCCGAGUGGUAGCGCGCUGAGUUUUGAACCCGCAGGUGGCGAGUUCGGUUCCUGGUGCGCGCUAAUUUUUUUUUCCAUUCAAGGCAUGCUUGAUAUCAAAAUGUUCCAAAUUUCACGCCGAAAAAUCCAGGGUACUGUAGAUUUUUCCUACAGUAACCCAAAAAACAAUUUUGUUACAGUCAAAUAAUUUGCAUCGCUCCUCUGGCAAUUCAUCGAAAGGCCUUCGAAAUCUACACAUAUUCGAGUAUCGCCAUAAAUUGCGCAAUAUUUUUGAUCUACCUUGCCACGUCAUUUGUGCUUCGGGACUUCAAAGGUACUGUAGAGGAGUACUGUAGGUGUUUUCGCGCGAAAAUUUGCAGCGUUUUGAGACCAAACAUGCCUAGGGUUACUGUAGGUACAGUAACCCUAGUCAUAUUUGGUAUCAAAAUGCUCCUUACAGACCGUGGAGCUACGAAAAUGCGUCAAGUCUUCAAAUCGAUCGCCCUUACCGUAGUCUUCGUCCUCCUGGGUUGGACUACAGUAACCCUGGGGAAUACGGUAGUUUUUGUCGUCGUGGAUGACGUAGAUACUGUCGCGUUUUUCUCGAUUCACGCCGGUUUGGGUGUGAAUGUGUCGUGUGCUAUCAAUAUUUUUGUGUUCUACAAAAUCAAGUGGGUUUUGGCGGGAAAAUUCGCGGGGGGGUACUGUAGGAUUUUUCGCGCGCGAAAAUUUGCAGCAUUUUGAUACCCAAUAAGCCAUUAGAUACUCAGUCAAAGGUACGCAGUUAAAUUACACUAUUAAAGUGUAAAAUUUGGCUGCGUACCUUAUAUGUUAGCUGAGUAUCAAAUGCCCAUGGUACGCAGUGAGAUGGAAUGGUGUUAAAUUUGACUGCGUACCUAGGACAUCAGAUACUCAGCCAAGGUAUAUUUGGUAUCAAAAUGCUCCAAAUUUUCAUGCGAAAAACCCUAGCCAUGUGGAUUUUUUUUUCUGCAGCACGGAGUAUCGUUUGGCCAUCCGAAGCCUAUUUGGUUGGAAGGCCGACGUCGAACCCACGGGCUCUUCGGUGGAUAGAAGAACCAGUCUGGCCACGUCGAAAACAUUGCGGCGAACUUCGGGGAUUUGA
This is a messenger RNA of Caenorhabditis angaria, 2749 nucleotides long. The record is from the annotation of a GenBank genome assembly. NCBI's taxonomy places the organism in Eukaryota, Metazoa, Nematoda, Chromadorea, Rhabditida, Rhabditidae.